AUGGCCUCGAAAUCCAUCUUCUCCCUCGCGGCCAUUGCCGUCCUCACGUUCUCUACAUCUACAAAAGCGCAGGAAUUCUCCAAUACAAGCUCUGUUCUCGACCCUGGCAUGCCAACGACUCCAUACGGUGUCGACUGGCAAUCUUACUAUAGAGUAACUGACCCACUUCCUAAUGUAACGUUUACGCUACCAACCACCUACGCCGGCAGCGUCUCUGUCAACCGCGACGGACACCGGAACAGCACCCUCUUCUUCAUGGCAUUUGAAAAAGAACAAGGUUCCUCACAGCUAAAGAAGACGAACGUACCUCGGAGCCAUGGACGAUUUGGCUCAAUGGCGGGUAACCCUGGUUCUUCGAGUUUAUAUGGUCUCUUUUACGAACACGGUCCUAUGCUCUAUGGUCUCGCAGACGACGACACGACGGGGACACGCUACGUCCUUCGUGAGAAUCCGUGGAGCUGGCACAAGCACUCGGACAUUUUCUACAUUGACCAACCCGUUGGCACGGGGUAUAGUACUGCAGAAGCGGGCACAUACGUCAAGGACGAGGACCAAAUGGCCCAAGAUUUCGUCAACGUUCUUCGCAAUCUAGUCGCAGUGUUCCCCAGUCUGAAAAGACGCCCGUUGUAUAUCACCGGAGAAAGCUACGCGGGGACAUACAUCCCUUAUAUUGCCAAAGCACUCACUACAUUGUCAACUGACUCUCCCGUCAACCUCGCCAAAAUCGCCAUUGGCAACGGCGCAAUGGGCAACUAUGGUGCCUUUGUCGAAUACUCUGUACUCUCCAUCCUCCAAUCUUACCCAGCCUUGAUCGAUUUCAACUCUACGGUUUACGAGUACUUUGUGGAGCAGUAUAACCUCUGUGGUUAUAACAUGACCCUCGAAUAUCCUGCUCGUGGCGUGUAUCCCACGAUACGCGAUCCAACGAGGAAUGAUGGACGGAGUCGAAAGACUGGAGAUGAAGAACCAAGGGGGGAGGACUAUAGCCGUGCGGCUGUCGAGGCGAUGGAGAUGCUAAGGACGGCCGUGGAGUUGAUCAAGGUUGACAAAUCGCUCGACGAAGUCGUCGUUCGCGGAAAGCGGUUUGUCAAGAAGAGUUUGUUGGAGGAGAGGGGACUCUUGGAUAAAAGACAAGCUCCAGGACUAACGUCGGCUAUCAACCCACUCCUCGACUCCAACGGCUCCAUCAAUCCUCGGUACGGAUGCUAUCUCGCCAUGCAACUUUGGUCCCAUGUCUCAGGAUUCAUCUUACCGUGGGGGCUAGUGGAUCGUUUCAACGUCUAUCGUUUCACGGAUGCGAUUGGUCCGCCUGCAAUCGAAGACCCCGAGUCGUAUCUCAACAUUCCAGCGGUGCGAGCGGCUCUUCACGCACCGAGGAAGAACUAUGUCAUGUCACAGCCGUAUCCCUUUGGGUCCGCCAGCGGCACUGGCGUUUCCAGUGCGAGUGGAAACGCUUGGGGAGAUCCUAGUCCCGAGCCACAGACGUUUUUGUCAGAUCUCGCCAAGCGCGUUCCCAUUGUAUUUUUUUCGGGCAAUGAGGACACGCUCGUUGGACAUCGAGGGACGGAACUGGCCAUUCAGAAUAUGACGUUUGGUGGUAUUCGUGGGUUUACUGCGCGGCCUAGCACGCCCUUUAGCGAUGUGGAUGGAAACUUUGCUGGGAUUGUGCACCAGGAGCGCAAUGUGACGUAUGCAUUGUUCGACGGCGCAGGUCACAUGGUGCCGGCUGAUCGUCCAAAGGCUGCGUACGCUUUCUUCAAAGAGUUUAUCCUCGGGUCAAACUCGACUGGAUCCGUCGUUCCCCUUUCCAACAACUCGUCGGGUGGGAGUGUGACCGUAGUUGGAGGUGUACACACCGAGUACCUCAAGGGCAUCCUCACGGCCACUGUGGCUUAUACUGGCUCGUACCGAACUCAGGGAACGUGGACUUUUGGUGCGGACAAGUGGGCACAGUGGGCGAGUUACAUGGCGACGCGUACGGCACCGGAUGUCCCCGUUGCGAGUGCUACGGGUGACGGUUUGGUCGUGCCCGGCAGCUUGGACGGACCGUCUUCGUCUGGAGCACAGGUCAGGACAGAUGGCUCGAUCAAGGUGGGGAUUUUGGCCAUUGUAGCUGGAUUUUUCGGUGUAUAUAUGUGGUAG
This is a messenger RNA of Serendipita indica DSM 11827, 2142 nucleotides long. NCBI's taxonomy places the organism in Eukaryota, Fungi, Basidiomycota, Agaricomycetes, Sebacinales, Serendipitaceae. The record is from the annotation of a GenBank genome assembly.